This is a messenger RNA of Trichomonas vaginalis G3, 699 nucleotides long. RefSeq names its product protein ubiquitination. The transcript has a single exon. The record is from RefSeq and is a predicted model, not a curated record. Bases 1 to 699 code for a protein of 232 amino acids. NCBI's taxonomy places the organism in Eukaryota, Parabasalia, Trichomonadida, Trichomonadidae.
AUGGGUGUUCUUCUCAAGAAUGAAGAUUUUAUUUCACAAUACAAAUUCAUUAUUUCAUCAACAAUUAUCAGUGAAUCAAACAUCGAAUCAUUCAUCCGAUACAGUCUUAAAACACGUGAUUUCGAUAAAACAUGUUCAUUCAUCGCAUCUCAUAUCUCUUUUCUUGGACCUUCAAAACUUUGUCUUCUUUUUGAAUCUGUUUAUCAUUCUAUUGCAUCAUCAUAUUUUAACGAAAACAUCGAUAAUAUUUUUGUUGAUUUUAUUUCAAGUAUUUUGAGUAAUAGACAUGUUUUUGUCUACAAUGAAGAUGAUAUCUGUGAUUUUGUUAUUUCAUUCAUCAAAACAUUUUCACCUUUAUUAUCAUUUUCAGAAACAUCAAAAUUCGACAAACUGAUUGAAUUCAUCAGAUUCGAAUUCUGCACAAACGAAACAAUUUAUCGUUUCAUCAAAUUUUAUUCUUCAUUUAUCAACUGUUUUGAUCAAGAAAUCAAAACAGGAAAUAAAUCAUAUGAAAAUAUUCAAAACGAAAAUGAAAUCUUCACUCAUUUAUUUGAAACAUUAAUGUUAUCAUCAAAUAAUAAUUAUACAUUUGAUAAAAUUUCAACAACAGAUGAAAACAUAAAUUCACUUGAAAAAUAUUGGAAAUCAAAUGAUUUCCAAAAUCUUUAUCUAACAUUUUUAAAAUGCAGUCGAGAAUGA